AUGUCCGAGUUAUUGGCUCAAGCUGGAUUAUAUAUUGACGAUUUUUAUAAACUGCGCAUAGUUGAUCCCAAAGUUACACAUGAGACAAAUGAGCUUAAAGAAGAAUGUGAAAAGUACCUUUCAAAAAUGACUGAUCUCCAAGUGAUUGUUGGUGAUCUUUUCAACUUAAUCAGUUUUGUAGCUGAGAAAGUUGAAUCACAAAAAUUAAAAGCAAUUGGAUCACGUAAUCGACUUAUAUCUAUUGAAAAACAAAGACAAAUACAACAGAAAUAUUUGGAAUCACAAAUUUUAAUGAAGAAGAAAGAUAUUGAACGAUUAAAUGUUCAAUUACAAUCAUUACAAAAGGAAGAAGCUGAACAAACUGAAUUUAUUGAACGUUUUCUCAUGGGUCGUUGA
Molecule: messenger RNA, 396 nt
Organism: Heterobilharzia americana
Lineage: Eukaryota; Metazoa; Platyhelminthes; Trematoda; Strigeidida; Schistosomatidae
Source: the annotation of a GenBank genome assembly